AUAGAUAAAUUAUAUGAUUAAAUUUAAUCGUUUGAUUUUGAUUAUUAAUGAAAAACAAAAAAAAAAAGAAAAGAAUAUGAUCAUAAAACGGGAAGAAGUAAAAAAAAGUUUCUGCGAAUACAUUCGAGAGCAACUUCUCCGACCUGCCUUAAUCGCCUCAACUGUACCAAAUAUACCGAUCUUAAUUUCGGCAAGAGGACCACGCCCGGAAUUUGUUUCUGUCCCCUCUCAAUCGACUAUCCUUCCUCUCCUUCGCACUUUCUAUCUCCCUUUCUUAGUGAUCUCUGACAAGGAAAUCCGCGUGUAUUUCCCUCUCCCUCAAUCCUUCAUGUCCAAUCGUAUCGAACAAUGGGGUGUCCAAAAUCCGAUCGACUCCCUUACAAUCUCGCAGACAUAUAAAUACUGGGCCAGUCGUUUCGUUUCAGUAUAACACAAGUAGCUCUCCUACUACAGUAAACCAAGAAAAAUGGCAUUCAAGUUAAUCGCUCUCUCAGCUCUCUUGGCGAUAGCCCAUGCUGGCGGACCAGCCGCAUACGACAUCGCCACGGCAUCGGCUGAUCUUAGUAGCAUAGGCUACAGCCAGGAAUCUACGCAGAAGGGCUAUGCAGGACAGAAUGUCGUGUCGAGUUACUCGAGGGCUGAAGACUCCGCACACUCUUCGGUACGCGUCAGUAACAGCCACGUUACCAACGAUGCUUUGACUUAUGCAGCAGCACCAGCAGCAGUGAUCGCUAAGCCAGCUUAUACCGCGGCUACUUAUGCUGCUCCUGUAGUGACCAAAGCCGCACUUGCACCAGCGACUUAUACGACUUAUACCUCGCACGCUGCACCAGCGACUUAUACGACUUAUGCCGCACAUGCUACUCCUGUAUUGGCUAAGACAGCUUAUGCUGCUGCUCCAGCUUAUGGAUAUACUGCCCAUGCUGCCCCAGUAUUGGCUUCGCAGCUCCAUACUACAGCUCCAAUCUACAGCUACGCUGCUCAUUCUGCUCCUGUCGUCACCAAAACUGCCUACGGCACCUCUGCCUACGGAUAUACCUCACCACUUGUAGCUAAGACUACCUAUGCAGCUGCUCCUCUUGUAACAAAAGCAGCCGUAACUGCCCCAGCUGUAGUCGCUAAGGCUACUUAUGCCGCACCAGCCUACGCAGCAACCACUUACGGAUACGCCGCACACGCUACUCCAGUCCUUGCCAAGGCUACUUACUCUGCUCCUGUUGCUCACGUCGCCGCUACCCCUGUUCUCGCCAAAACUGCACAUGUUGAACCUGCCUACGGUUAUGCUGCUGAAUACGCCGCCCCCGUCGUACAUGCCACCUUCACCGGAUUAGGCACCAGCUAUGCUUGGUAAAUCGUAAUUAGCUCGACUUCUUCUGGCUUGGCUAUUUCCCUUCUUAUUCUUCUUACUUCUCGUAUUUCAUCUUUCUUUCAUUAUACAUUACUGUGUAGACCUGAAAAAUACUCCAUUUUAGACCACUGUGUUAUUCGGAAUAAGACUAAUUGAUAAUGAGAGAUGAUAUCGGUUUUAAAUUUCUAACUGAUAUGUACAUACUUUUUUAUUAGAUCUCUCUCGUCCGUUCGUUUGAUAUUUUUAUUAUUUUCCAACUUACCGUGUAAUUGUAAUCGACUUCAAGAUAUUACCAUAUCGUAAUGUCGUCGUUGUUUAAUGGACGCUUACCAAAUCUGUAGUAGAAGUAGUGCAUAAGUAUUUAUAUUUAUGUUACCCUGAAUGCUAUGACUUUUCCGUGUCUUCGCCAUUCAAUCCGAUUCGACACGAAUAUUUACUUAUUCGAUAGUAAGUAAGAACGAUCUUUUCGAUAUACUUAUUUCCAUAAUGUGAGAAAAUAAAUUUUGCAUCUGCGAUAAUAAUAUGUGAGUUUUAUUUUUUCUGAAUAUUUCAAUUCCUCGAAGAAAAAGAUGAGAAAAGUUUGUUGAUCGAAGUUAUAUAAAUUUAAAUAUCACGCACAAUGAUAGGCAACACUCCAUACUUCGUCGAUAAUCGCAUUUGUGAGCGCCAUCUAUUACGAAGAAACUUUUUCAAACCCUUAUGAUAACGUAGUAACUCUUCGUUACCUACGCAUACGCAUAAUGUGUUGACUAUUAGGCUCUAACGGUAUAAAAAAUUCACACGCGGUUGUGAAUUUGGUUGGAUUAUUUCAUUGUGAAAAAUAUCAAUUUCGUUAUUAAAAGAUGACGAAAAUUAAAAAAG
This is a messenger RNA of Vespa crabro (European hornet), 2209 nucleotides long. RefSeq names its product pupal cuticle protein G1A-like. The record is from RefSeq and is a predicted model, not a curated record. Lineage: Eukaryota; Metazoa; Arthropoda; Insecta; Hymenoptera; Vespidae. The transcript is spliced from 2 exons. Bases 467 to 1351 code for a protein of 294 amino acids.